Molecule: messenger RNA, 3766 nt
Organism: Prunus dulcis (almond)
Lineage: Eukaryota; Viridiplantae; Streptophyta; Magnoliopsida; Rosales; Rosaceae
Product: C2 and GRAM domain-containing protein At5g50170
Exons: 9
Coding region: 471-3539 (1022 amino acids)
Source: RefSeq, a predicted model, not a curated record
UUAAUCAAUUGAGUUAGAAACCUCUUUUUCCGUUAUUUGGUAAUUCUCAGUGUGAUCCUAAUAUCUCAAAAGCCUCAAAAACAGCAUCAAUGUAUUGUGGGGAAGCAAAGUCUCAUUGAACACAAGAAGAAUACAAAGAACACAAAAGUCACAAAAGCUGAUAACGCAAACCGUUUUGAAGAAAGAAAAUUUAAUGAGGCUCCCUCCAUGUCAUUGACCUGCUUUCCUCCAAACGCAAGCCAAAACCGACUCACUAUUUCCUAUUUUCUUGUCACAUCCAUCGUGUCCAUUUUCUGUUGCUUCCACGUUUUCUAAUGGCCUCUUACUCACACUUCCUUCUUGUUAGACAUCAACAAAACCAACCCUUUUCUCCAACUUUCAAACCCAUCCAAACUCACCUCUGCUUAGGCCCCUUCUCUGUCCUUUUGCUCACAAAUUCUACAAGAUUUCUCUAAAGCUGUUGUUGCACCAUGAGCCUUUACGUGUAUGUAAUGGAAGCUCAAGACUUGCGUGUGAAGGAGUCUUAUGUGAAGCUUCAGGUUCGGAGGCACAAGUCCAAGACCAGGAUUUUGAGAAAUACCACCAACCCAGUUUGGAAUGAAGAGUUUGUUUUCAAGGUUCAUGACAUGAAUGAGGAGGAGCUUCUUGUGUCUGUGUUUCACCAUGACGACGAGUCUGGCUUGUUCAAUGGCGAUGACUUAGUGGGUCGGGUUCGGAUUCCGGUCUGCUCUGUUGCUGCUGAGACUAAUUGCACCCUGCCGCCAGCUUGGUAUUCUCUUGAAAGUCCCAAGACUGGGAAAUUUAUCAAUGAAGAUUGUGGGAGAAUUCUUCUUACUCUUUCUCUGCAUGAAAAAGGCCAUGAUCACCUCCUUUGCGCACAGUCAAAUAUAAGCAUUGAGGAACCUAAAGAGUUGGACAGUCCAUUUAUGUCAUCUCAUGGUGUAUUUGGUUCCAAAUCUCCACGUGCGAAGAUACCAGGAGGGAAACAGUUAAUGAAGGCUAUUAUAAGACGUGUGGACAAGCUUUUGCAUAAAAACGAUGAAGCUUUAAAAACAGAUGAUUCUUCAGAGUUUUCUAGUUCAGUAUCUGACUAUGAAGAUUGUGUGGAGGAACAUCAUACUAUUUGUAGCUUUGAAGAGUCUCUUGAGCUGAUGCAGUCGAGAGUAAGCGAACAACAAAUGCCAGAGAAUCUGCAGGGGGGAAUUCUUAUUGAUCAGGCAUACUUUGUCUCACAACAUGAUCUUAAUGCAUCUCUUUUCACCCCAAAUUCACAGUUCAGGAGAGAUCUGGCAGAACUUCAGAGGACAACAGAUGUACAUGAGGGGCCUUGGACAUGGACAUCCGGAGAGAUCCCAUGUUUGACACGAUUUGUUACCUACACAAGAGCUGCCUCAAAGUUAGUUAAGGCUGUCAAAGCCACAGAGGAGCAAACGUACAUGACAGCCGAUGGAAAGGAAUUUGCUGUAUUGGCCAGUGUGAGUACACCUGAUGUUCCAUAUGGAAAUUCAUUCAAGGUUGAGUUGCUUUACAAGAUAAUGCCUGGACCAGAGCUACCUUCAGGAGAAGAAUCCUCCCGUCUUGUGGUAUCCUGGGGCGUUAACUUUCUCCAGAACACAUUCAUGAGAGGCAUGAUUGAAGGAGGAGUUAAGCAGGGACUUAAGGAGAGUUUUGAUCAGUUUUCCAGCUUGCUGGCUCAGAAUUUUAAAACGCUGGAUUCCACAGACUUGUCUGACAAGGAUCGUAUCUUGGCAAGUACGCAGGCAGGACAUCAAUCAGAUUGGGAGUUGGCGAGAAAAUACUUCUGGAAUCUCACUCUAGUUACCACUACUUUUAUGGUUCUGUAUGUCCUGGUUCAUAUUCUACUUUGUGAGCCCAGUAAACUCCAAGGAUUGGAAUUUAAUGGACUUGAUUUGCCAGACAGUGUUGGAGAGCUCAUCACAUGUGGAAUUCUAGUCCUUCAAUUGGAGCGCGUCUAUAACAUGGUUUUAUACUUUGUACAAGCUAGGUUGCAGAAAGGAGGUGAUAAUGGAGUCAAAGCCCAAGGAGAUGGAUGGGUUCUUACUGUUGCUUUGAUUGAAGGGAACUACUUAGCAUCCUUGGAUUCAUCAGGGUUCUCUGAUCCUUAUGUGGUUUUCACCUGCAAUGGUAAAACAAGAACAAGCUCUGUCAAGCUUCAAACUAGUGAUCCUCAAUGGAAUGAGAUUCUCGAGUUUGAUGCUAUGGAAGAACCUCCAUCAGUUUUGGACGUUGAAGUUUUUGAUUUUGAUGGUCCUUUUGACCAAGCUAUGUCACUUGGGCAUGCUGAGAUCAAUUUUCUUAAACACUCAGCUACGGAACUUGCAGACAUGUGGGUCUCCCUUGAGGGAAAGCUCGCUCAGUCUUCUCAGUCAAAGUUGCACUUGAGAAUAUUUUUGGACAAUAACAAAGGAGUUGAAACAAUCAGGGAGUAUAUGACCAAAAUGGAGAAGGAAGUUGGAAAGAAGUUGAAUCUACGAUCGCCUCAUAGAAAUUCAACAUUUCAGAAAUUGUUUGGUUUGCCACCAGAAGAAUUUCUUAUCAGUGAUUUUACAUGUUCCCUGAAGAGGAAGAUGCCUUUACAGGGCCGACUCUAUCUUUCUGCGAGGAUAGUUGGGUUUUACGCAAACUUGUUCGGACACAAAACAAAAUUUUUCUUUCUUUGGGAGGAUAUUGAAGAUAUCCAAGAGCUUCCCCCAUCCUUAUCAUCUGUAGGUAGCCCUUUGCUGGUCAUUGUUCUGAAAAAGGAUCGAGGUCUUGAUGCAAGGCAUGGUGCGAAGUGUCAAGAUGAAGAAGGCAGGCUUAGAUUUCAUUUUCAAUCAUUUGUGUCAUUCAAUUCAGUCAUCAGGACAAUAAUGGGUUUGUGGAGAACAAGAACACUGAGUCCUGAUCAGAAAGCACAAAUUUCUGAAGAACAUAAUGAUCAAGAUGACAGGUCCACAAUGCUUGAAGACACUGAAUCCAUACUUAAUCUCGAGGAUGCAAAGAUGUCCAAAGUUUAUACUGCAGAACUACCUAUUAACACAAAAUCUCUGAUGGAAAUGUUCGAAGGAGGAACUUUGGAGCACAAAAUAAUGGAGAAAUCUGGUUGUCUUAACUAUGCAACUACUGCAUGGGAACCUACAAAAAAGCUGGAUGUGUUUGAGCGUCAUCUGUCAUACAGAUUCAACCGCCAAGUUUCGAUCUUUGGAGGAGAGGUCACAUGCAGACAACAAAAAACUCCCAUUGAAGAUGGUGAAGGAUGGGUUGUGGACGAAGUUAUGGCCCUGCACGGUGUUCCAUUUGAGGAUCACUUUCGUGUUCAGUUUAGGUACCAGAUUGAGAAUUCUACCCUGGCUCAUAAUGCAUGUAAAUGCAAUGUUCAUGUCCGGGUCACCUGGCUUAAAAGCACAAAAUUUCAGGACAGGAUCACACACAACAUUAUAGAGAAGUUUGCCCAUCGACUGAAGGAAAUAUUCGAAUUUGUAGAGAGGGAGAGUCUUGGCACCAAGACAAGAGGACACUUCCCUUUGACACAUACUUAAUCAUUCACAUUCAGAUAGAUCAUAAAUUCUUUUUGUGCUCAAGUCCUGAAGCUGAUAGCAAAUUAGCAAUGUAGUUGAAAACAGGACAUGCUCUUUAAAAGAAACUUUGCCUUUUACUUUUCCUACUUUACUCACUUUCAUUAUAGUUAUUUCGGGACCCAAUUGUUAAUUUUUUUUUUUUUAAUAUUCUCAAAAGUUUAGGAAAGCUCCCUUUGAGGACUUAGCCA